AUGCUUCGCCUCUUCCUCUUCCUCUUCCUCCUCCUGCUGUCAUGGCCGCCGGUCAGCGGAGACGCCGGGGCCACCCGGCUCGACGUGGGGGGCCCGCCAUCUAAGAUAGCGGUCAUCGGGGCAGGGAUAGGUGGUACCGCCACGGCUCAUUUCCUGCGCCAGCACUUUGGCCCUGAGGUCCAGGUGGAUGUGUUUGAGAAAGGAGAGGUCGGAGGUCGUCUCGCCACAGUAACGGUCAAUCACCAUGACUACGAGUCAGGGGGAUCCAUCAUUCACUCCCUCAACCUCCACAUGCAGGAUUUUGUCAAACAGUUAGGUCUGAAGUACCGUCGCAGCGUGGCAGGUAAGACGGCGGUGUUUAACGGUGAAGAGGUGAUUCUGGAGGAGACGGACUGGUACCUGCUGGACCUGUUCCGUCUUUGGUGGCGUUAUGGCAUCAGCUUCAUUCGCUUGCAGAUGUGGGUGGAGGAGAUAAUGGAGAAAUUCAUGAGGAUUUAUAAGUACCAGGCUCACGGCUAUGCCUUCAGCUCAGUGGAAGAGCUGCUAGGCUCUCUGGGUGGGAGUGGCUUCAUAAACAUGACCCGGCGGCCGCUCUCCGAUUCCCUGCUGGAGCUGGGCGUGUCCCAGCACUUCAUAGACGAGGUCAUCGCCCCCAUCAUGAGAGUCAACUACGGACAGAAUGUCAGCAUCCCUGCAUUUGUAGGCGCCGUGUCCCUAGCUGGUGCCCAGACCAACCUAUGGGCGGUUGAAGGCGGCAACAAGCUGGUGUGCUCUGGUCUGCUGAAGCUAGCUAACGCGAACCUGCUGCAGGCCCAAGUCACUACUGUCUCCCCUGUCUACUCCGGAGAGAUAGUCCAGUACCAGCUGAGCUUCAAUACAGCAACCGGGUCAGGUUCAGAGCUGUAUGACAUUGUGGUGUUGGCCACGCCGCUCCAGACCAGCGUGGCGUCCGGGGUCAAGUUCCAGGGUUUCUCCUCGCCCUUUGACACGCUGCCCGGCGAAUACCAUCGCACCGUGGCGACUGUCGUCCAUGGUUACCUCAACACCUCUUUCUUCGGUUUCCCGGACCCCCGCCUGUUCCCCUUCGCCAGCGUCCUGACAACCGACACGCCCGAUCUGUUCUUCAACAGCGCAGCCAGCGUAUGCCCCGUCAACAUCUCGGCGGGGUUCAGACGCAAACAGCCGCAGGAGGCCGGGAUCUACAAGGUGUUCUCACCUCAGCCACUGGACAAGGCCCAGCUCAAAACACUCUUCAGGUCUUACUACUCAGUGCAGGUGACGGAGUGGCAGGCCUACCCGCAGUACGCCAGCGGUCAGGGACUACCGCCGGUGGAGCUCCACUCUAAUCUCUACUACCUCAACGGCAUUGAGUGGGCUGGCAGCGCUAUGGAGAUGAGCUCAGUGGCCGCCAAAAACAUUGCCCUGCUGGCCUACCACCGCUGGAACCGGCAGACAGACAUGGUGGACCAGAAGGACCUAAUGCAUAGGAUCAAGACUGAACUAUGACCUGUUUGUCUGCGUCGCCAAGCCCUCGCCCAAACUGCUAAACUGUGUACGAACCUAACAACCUCAAACGUAGCUCACCAGAAAACACUGAAAGGGAUUUCUGUCUCUUCAACCAAAUCACAACAGCAGUGGGUUGGGGACCCACAUCGCUGACAAUGCCGGAGAAAUCAUGGAUGUUCUGUCAGCGACACCAACCGCUACAUGUCGGAAAUGACCUAUAAGAAUGCUCUCUAAUGCAGUCACAAGGCGUCUAUCUCUCUCCAUCGCCUCAAUCUAUCACAAACACUGGAAUGAUAUUUAACCUGUUUGAUAGUUAGCACAGCAGGACAUAGCAAGUAGAGUGAUGCUAGGUGUCUCCAAAUUGUGUUUUGAAAUAUGUGGAUGAUGCGUUUAAUUUUCUGGCAGAUAUCUACUGCAUGGACUCAAAUCGAAAUAAUGGCAUCAUGCAGUAACUGUCAACCCUAAGCCCAUAAACUCUAUUGUGACCUACUUGAAGGAAUUCAAACAUGUAUUGUUUAGCGGAAGAGCUUUGGCACCUUUAUAUCGUGUACAUAAACAGUCUUAACACUGCUAGCGACCACAUGCUCCCUGUCACCACCCAUUUAUCAAUGUUAACUGGCUGAUUGCCUGGCUGCAUGUGUCAGUGUUGUCGCAUAGUGCAGUUUUGUUAAGUUCAAGAGCUACGGAAAUCUGAGUAGAGAAAAGCCACAAUCCUUCCCAACAAAAUAGUACCUUUAUCAAUUGAUAUCUAUAUCUGCCCCUUAACAGUUCCGAGACUGGCUUCUGGGUAGCGUAGUGGUCUAUUUCGUUGCCUACCAACAUGGGGAUAGCCGGUUCAAAUCCCCGUGUUACCUCUGGCUUAGUCGGGCAUCUCUACAGACUCAUGGGUGUGUGUCCUGGUCGCUGCACUAGCGCCUCCUCUGGUCGGUCGGGGCGCCUGUUCGCGGGGGAGAGGGGGAAUAGCGUGAUCCUCCCACGCGCUACGUCCCCCUGGCAAAACUCCUCACUGUCAGGUGAAAAGAAGCGCCUAGUGACCCCACAUGUAUCGGAGGAGACAUGUGGUAGUCUGCAGCCCUCCCCGGAUCGGCAGAGGGGGUGGAGCAGUGACCAGGACAGCUCAGAAGAAUGGGGUAAUUGGCCGGAUACAAUUGAGGAGAAAAAGGGGUAAACCCCCCCCCCCCCAACAAAAAAAAGCCAGUUCCGAGAUCGUAAUGAGAUUAGGUGAGGGCAGUUAUAUCCCGAGAGGAGAUCUUAAUGUGAAUCGUGCUAUUAUAACAUUAGUUAAAAUGAUACCGUGCAUCACUGGUCUCUGAGGAAAAUUACCUGUUUUACUGGCCCUCAACCACAGGUAGGUCAGAGGUCAGGAGGUGGCACUGAUUCAAGAGUCUUGUUCACGAGCACAUUUUUGGAGUGAAUGCUCCUGGACAAAUGGCUUCUGUGUCGAUUGCUGGCUAAAGGACGAAUCCUGUGACUGCCAGACAACAGACAACCCUGCUGUCCAAAACCUUACUGUUAACAGAGGGGGAUUUCAGAUCACUGACAUCCUAUCCAUUAGGGCAGGGGAACAGUGGAGCAUGUGUCUUCAUGAUUUUGUAACCUGGCUAUACAACUGUUGUGUGCACAAGGUCCUGGACCCUGUCUAUCUGUGUACCACUCCAGAUGUAUUGGCAUCUUUAUCUUCCAUUCGCUUGCUGUUACUGCAAGGUUAUCUCACUGAAAGCAAUCUCGUGGGGUUUUUUUUAAAUAAAUACAGUCAUCCUUAAAUGAAGUCGUGAUAAUAGCCACUGGCGCUAUGUUCUUUAGCCCCCGUGACCUGGGAUCAACCCUUCUUGUUUCCCCUUCCUGCUGCUUCUGUUGCAUAACUCAGUGGAAAGAAUUUUUUUUCUGAUGAAAUGAGCCAGCAAGGUCUCAAAUUGGACAAAAGAAAAGUAGAGAGCAAAUCUUUUAGGUGCUACCGGGAGUGAUUUUAGUUUGGCAAUACAUCACAACGUGUUUCACAAAAAAAAAAAAAAGAAAAGGAAAAAAACAUUGAGGCUGUGCACCAUCUCUCAGUUGCACUUUUACGGAGAUAUAAGAGCUUCAAAUACUGAGCUAUUGUUUUCUAGCUCAACAAGGAGUAUUUUAAGCUACUUUGUUUGAACCAGUAGUGUAGUCAAAGGCACGCCAUGGUAAAUGUACCACUAAGAUAACACGGUAUACUAAAAUAUCAGCCCACUUAAUAGAGUGUUUGCCGAUGGUCAUGUCACAGUAUAGCUAACUAUUGAACUAUAAGGGUGGGUUUGAAUCAUGGUGCUGUGCCACUGAAGGGAAUAAUAGAAAAUGAGCGGCACGGUGGCGCAGUGGUUAGCGCUGCCGCCUCACAGCAAGAAGGUCCUGGGUUCGAACCCCAGGGGUUGUCCAACCUUGGGGUCAUCCCAGGUCGUCCUCUGUGUGGCGUUUCCCCCACCAUCAAAAAGACAUGCAUGUUAGGGUUAAUACGCCUGUCUGGGCCCUUGACCGAGGCAUGGCAAGACGAACUGGAGUUGGUACCUGGGUGCUGCAUGGUGGCUGCACAGUGGCUGCCUACUGCUCCAAGCUACGCAGCUAGGAUGGGUUGAAUGCAGAGCAGAAUUUCCCUACGCGGAUCAUUAAAGUAUAUCAAAAUAAAAAAAAUCAAAAUUGAGACCAAGGUUUUCCCCCCCAUUGUUUAGCAUUGGGUGAAAUGACCAAUCGAGCCCUUUCACUUUAAUACUGACUCAUAAAAAUGUACUUGGACAGUAGUGAUUUUAAGCCUAAGAAGGACUCGAACACUA
Molecule: messenger RNA, 4298 nt
Organism: Lampris incognitus (smalleye Pacific opah)
Lineage: Eukaryota; Metazoa; Chordata; Actinopteri; Lampriformes; Lampridae
Product: prenylcysteine oxidase-like
Exons: 7
Coding region: 1-1506 (501 amino acids)
Biological process (GO): prenylated protein catabolic process; prenylcysteine catabolic process
Molecular function (GO): prenylcysteine oxidase activity
Source: RefSeq, a predicted model, not a curated record